AGCUGUAGAGCACAAGGGAUUCCUAUUCAAUGAAAAAUUCCAGACAAGUCUCUCUAAAAUGUGCAGACAAGAGCAGACCUAUCAAGAAGACAUUCAACAUUUGUUCUGGACCUCAGAAUAAUUAUGUAUAUCUCUAACACAUGUGUUCUACAUGGGGCUGCCCUUGAAGACUGUCCAGAAGCUGCAGCUGGUGAAUAACACAGGAACUUGCCUUCUGUCCAGGUUGGAUCACCAGAAGUUCAUAACUCCUGUGCUCCAGAGACUACACAGGCUCCCAAUAACUUUCUAAGUGAAAUUCAAGGCCAAUUCUACUUCUCUCUACUACUCCUUAUCACUUGGUACCAGCUGUGAUCAGACUGAGUUAAAAUAAAGGAUAAACAUUCAAAGGUGGUUGUAGAAGAUAACAAGCCUAAACUGUUUAUCCUCUUGAACAAUUCAGAAUGUCACUAAAACUGCAAAAUCUCACUGUGACUCUUCAGGAAUCACCUGAACUCCUACAAAAAGCCACAGGCCCUUUUUAGAUCAAUAUGGACUACAACUUCAGACAAAUGUUUGAUGGAGAGACAAGGCAUUGCUGAACAUUGUUGCAAGAGGCAUAUUUUGUUCAUGGUAACUGGAAGUAUAGGUAUCCAUGGAGUUACUCUAGGCAAAUAGCUAAGUCAGUGUCAGUGUCACAGGAUCAGGUGACAGUAGCAUUGGGAGAGUUAUAAACCUAAAUGAAUAUUGCUAUAUUAAUGUUCUGAACAUUUAAAUAACUUGUGCCCUUGCAGUGAUUAGCAGUGUUAAUAUCAGAAUAAAGAUCUUGUCAGAUCCUCCAUGUGACUUUAAUGUGCAUUCAUUUGAUUUACUUAGACCAUUAAUGAAGAUGACAUUUGACAAGGAGGAAAAAAAUAUUGCUUUUAGGCAUGGCUGAUGAAAACAUUCAGCUAUUGUAGGGUUUUUUAUUCUUUCUUUCAAAUCAACCUUUAAAAAGAAAUAUUUUGGAAUCAUACAAUUUGAAACUUAGCGAGUAUGGGAAGCUGAAAAUAUGUGAGUAGGAUGACAGAUGUUUGGAUCAGAACAAUCUGAGCUAUAGCAACAAGACUAGUAAUUGCAAAAAAAAUUAGAUUUGAGUGUCUGGGUCUAAUUCUAACAACAACUUUGAAAUGCUCUAUUGAUCCUUUUAAGACUGUGUUUGAGCAAUUUGCCAGAAUGUUUAACUUUUAAAAUGCUGUUUCUUAAAAGAACUGGUUGAGGUGUGUGUGCCAGUAUUGAUUUACCAUUUCAGAUUCAAGGCUUAAGUGAAACUCAGGAAAACUUGGCUUCGGAGUUGGUGCCAGCGUGUGGGGUUCAGCUUCCUAGACCACAAUCUGUUCUUCCAGGAUAGGACAUUGCUGGGACAUGAUGGUCUACCUUUGUCUCCAAAAGCUAAGAGUUUGUUUUCUUACAGGUUGUCAGACCUCCUGUGUAGAGCUUUAAACUACCUUUGUUGUGGGACAGGAAUGCUGAAGACAGGGUGAAACCAGGAAUGACAAGCCAUGAACCGCAUGCUGGAAUAGACCAAAUACUAAGGGGCUCCCUAAGCAUCAGGAUGGGGGAGUACUAAGGACACCUACUGGGGGGCGUAGGUGUCUGUACUAAUGAUAAGAGUAUUGUGAAUGAGCAGGAGGAACUUGCAAUCCUUCUUGCAAACAAAGAUUUUGACCUGGUUGGGCUAACAGAAACCUGGUGGGAACCUACCCACAAUUGGGCAGUGGGCAUUGAGGGGUAUAGGCAGGAUAGAUUGGGGAAAAAGGAGGGGGCAUUGCUUUAUACAUUAAGGAGCAUUAUACAUCUUCUGUAAUAAAGAAGGGGACAGAAGAAGGGGAGAUUGAAGUCCUGUGGGUCAGAUUACAAGGGGGGGUAGGGGUGAAAGGGACUUGGUAGUGGGGGUCUACUACAGACCCCCACACCAGGAGGUUAGACCUAGAAUUCUUGAGACCACUCUCAAGGGCAGUAUGCUCAAAGGACCUGGUUGUCAUGGGUGACCUAAAUUACCCGAACAUCUGCUGGGAGAAGCAGUCAGCCAGGUCUGCCCAUUCACACAUGUUCCCAACCUGCAUACAGGACCUGCACCUAACAAAGGAGGUAUGCACUUCCACUAGGGGAAAAGCCUUACUUGACUUGGUGGGGGAUCUGCAGGUAUGAGGUAACCUAGGAGAUAGUGACCACUGUGGCAGGGCACUAUUGGUGCCUGCCACAUUAAGUGCAGUCAGGCAGCUACCAGGUGCCUGAUGGCGGCAGCCAUUUUGAGAACCUUGUAUAUAAAGGCUACAGUUUGCUGCUGCCAGGCCAGGCAGCCUAUCUGAGCUGCAGUAGGAACAGCCAGGAGGUAAGGACAAGAGCUGACAGGGAUGGCUAGGAUGCUCAUGGUCCUGGGCAUGACCUAAAACUGCACCCUGCUGGGAGUGGAUGGCCUGGUGGGGUUCCCAGUGGUACAGAAGCUCCCAGGAAAUACCAGGCCAGUUACCACCCUGGUGAAAGGUGGGUUGGAUAACUUAAUAACCCCAGCUCCCACAUCCCUGGUGGGCAAGAUCAAGCAAGGGGGGCCCCAGAAUCACUGUGGGAGCACUGAAACAGGGCCCAGGUUGGUGGAGGGACCUGUAGUGGCACUCAAACUCUGCGGUGGAGGUCUGAGGCUGCAUAAUGGAGUCAUCAUGAAGGUCCAGGGGGGUGGAGCCCUGAGUCUUGGGGAGCUAUUAAGGAAGCUUCUGGGGGCCGGGGAUAAGGGGAUUGCCCAGGGAGGGCUUGGGGACAGGGCUCGGAGCCCUGAUCCCAGAGGAGGAGCUGGAGCCCUGAGAGUGAGGAAGGGGUUGGAGACCCAAGAGUGUAUGUAUGGGCUUUUAGCCCAGUGUCUGGGCCUGGGGCCUUGUGUAUGUUGCUGUGUGUGCAUGUACAGAGUAAUCCCAGUGUGAGGGUGCUGGAACCAAGAGCUCUGGUGUAGAGUGAAAGUUCCAGUGAGACUCUGAAGCUCAUGUUCAAGUGGUAGCUAGCUGGAGGAAACUCCUGUGAGGCUUGGGCUGUGGUGUAGGGGAGGAAUGGAGCCACAGAAAGCGCCCAAUGACAUUGAGGCAGGAAAAUGGGCAGCCUCCUGCCUAAUUAACGCCAUAACUAUGUAUCAACAAAGUGUGGCAGGAGAGAGAGGUGGGUGGUUAGCCCAGAAACAGGUGGGCAGGCCAACAUCUGACAGGCCCAGGGAAGGCCCACUUGUUACAACCACCUGUUGAUAGGAUUCACUAUCUGGCAUAAGGUGGGAAAGAUAACUAUUGGGGCAGAAGUGCUUGACUUCUGGAAGGCCAACUUCAAUGAGUUUAGGAGAUUAGUUAGAGUGGGACUGAGGGGUAAUAACAUCGGUGAGUUGGGAGUCCAAGAAGGGUGGGAGUUCCUCAAGGGACUGACUCUGUAGAUACAAAGGGGUACCAGCCCAGUACACAUAAAGGGAGGCAAAAGAGCCAAGAAACCCUCUUGGCUGAGCAGGGAAAUCCAGGAGAUCCUACAGGGGAAAAGAGAGGCUAACUGGCGGUGGAAGCAGGAGGCCACUAAAGAGGAGUAUACCUGCUUGGCUCAUGCUUGCAAGGCAGCAGUGAGGAAGGCCAAAGCAGAAACAGAACUUAGGCUGGCAACUAUGAUGAAGGGUAAAAAAAAGUCCUUCUUUAAGUACAUAGGGAGAAAGAAGAAGGUGCAAGGUAACAUAGGGCCACUACAGGAUGGACUAGGGCAACAAGGGUCAUUCCUUAAGGAGAUGAUACUCAAGGCCCAAGUGGUGACGAUCCCAACAAGAAGUAAGGGGGGCAAGAGUGCCCAAAAGCCUCCCUGGCUCACCAAGGAUGUCCGGGAAUGCCUGGUUGCCAAAAAGGCGGUGUACACCUGGUGGAAGCGGGGGGCUAUCUCCAAAGAAGAUAUACCUCCACUGCUUGGGCCUAUAGGGGACAUAGGAAAGCUAGGAAAGCUAAGGUGGACAUAGAGCUAGGACUGGCGUUCAAGAUCAAAGAUAAUAAAAAGUCCUUUUUCAAAUAUAUAGGGAGGAUGAAGAAGGCACCGGGAAAUGUGGGGCCCCUGCAAGAUGCGCUGGGCAAUCUGGUGGUUGCGCCAGAGGAGAAGGCAGAGCCCUUUAACAAAUUCUUCACCUCCGCUUUCUUGUGCAGGGACCGGGACUCCCCCACUGUGUUUCAAGAUGGACUCGAGGGGAACGCCUCAAGACCUAGGGUUGAGCAGGACCAGGUUAGAGUGCUUCUGGAGGGGCUGGACACGUUCAAGUCAGCAGGUCCAGAUGCUCUCCACCCCAGGGUGUUGAGGGAACUAGCAGGGGUUAUUGCUGGGCCCUUGGCAUGGUUUGAUGAGUGCUCGUGGUACUCAGGCCAGGUGCCAGAUGAUUGGAAGAUAGCCAAUGUGGUCCCCGUCUUUAAGAAAGGGAGGAGGGAGGACCCGGGCAACUAUAGGCCCAUCAGUCUUACCUUAAUCCUGGGGAAACUCUUUGAGAAGAUCAUCAAGGAGCACAUCUGUGAUGGGCCAGCAGCAGGGAUGAUACUCAAGGGCAACCAGCACGGUUUCAUUAGGGGCAGGUCAUGUCAGACCAACCUGAUUGCCUUUUGCAAUCAAGUCACAAAAGCAUUGGAUGCAGGUGUCGCCAUUGAUGUAGUCUUUCUGGACUUCAGCAAGGCAUUUGACACCGUCUCCCACACGAUCCUCAUUAAAAAACUAGGCGACUGUGGCAUUGAUGCCUACACGGUCCGAUGGAUUGCUAAUUGGCUGAAGGGUCCAGAGGGUGGUGAUGGACAGGUCAUAUUUGACCUUGGGGGAAGUGGGCAGUGGAGCCCCCCAGGGCUCAGUCCUUGUGCCCGCACUGUUCGUUUUCUUUAUCAGUGAUUUGGACAUAUGGGUGAAAAGCAACCUGUUCAAAUUUGCUGAUGAUACCAA
Messenger RNA from Alligator mississippiensis (American alligator), 4935 nucleotides. RefSeq lists its product as uncharacterized. The coding region runs from base 3856 to 4884 and encodes 342 amino acids. The record is from RefSeq and is a predicted model, not a curated record. NCBI's taxonomy places the organism in Eukaryota, Metazoa, Chordata, Crocodylia, Alligatoridae. The transcript is spliced from 6 exons.